AUGGUGGGCGAAAGCCCCUACCUCAUCUCCGACCUGGACAAGCGGAGCCGGCGCAGGUCCUUUGCCGAGAGAUAUGACCACAGCCUGAAGACCAUGAUCCCCAUGAGGCCCUCCGCCAGGCUGGCGCCCAACCCCAUGGACGAUGCCGGGCUGCUCUCCUUUGCCACCUUCUCCUGGUUCACGCCCAUGAUGGUGAAGAGCUACCGGCACACGCUCACGGUGGACACUCUGCCCCCGCUGUCGCCGUACGACUCCUCCGACACCAACGCCCAAAGGCUCCGCGUGCUCUGGGACCUGGAGGUGGCGAUGGCGGGCCCCGAGAAGGCCUCUCUGGGCCGCGUGGUCUGGCAGUUCCAGCGGACGCGCGUGCUGAUGGACACGGUGGUCAACAUCCUGUGCGUCAUCAUGGCAGCCAUCGGGCCGACCGUCCUCAUCCACCAGCUCCUCCGGCACACGGAGAGCGACGCCCGCAGCGUGUGGGUGGGCCUGGGCCUGUGCGCCGCCCUCUUCGCCACCGAGUUCACCAAAGUGCUCUUCUGGGCCCUGGCCUGGGCCAUCAACUACCGCACGGCCGUCCGGCUGAAGGUGGCCGUGUCCACGCUGGUCUUCGAGAACCUGAUGUCCUUCAAGACGCUGACGCGCAUCUCCGUGGGCGAGGUGCUCAACGUGCUGUCCAGCGACAGCUGCUCCCUGUUCGAAGCCGCUUUGUUCUGCCCUUUGCCGGUCACCAUCCCCAUCCUCAUGGUCGUCUGCGCCGUGUUCUCCUUCUUCAUCCUGGGGCCCACGGCCCUCGUCGGGAUCUCCGUCUACGUCAUCUUCGUCCCCAUCCAGGUGUUCAUGGCGAAGCUCAACUCUGCUUUCCGGAGGUCGGCCGUCUCCGUGACGGACAAGCGGGUGCAGACCAUGAGCGAGUUUGUGACCUGCAUCAAGCUGAUUAAGAUGUAUGCCUGGGAGAAGCCCUUCACCCAGACCAUCCGAGACAUCAGGAGGCGAGAGAGGAAGCUGCUGGAGAAGGCGGGCUUUGUCCAGAGCGGGAACUCGACGCUGGCCCCCAUCGCCUCCACCAUCGCCAUCGUGUCCACCUUCACCUGCCACAUCCUGCUGCGGCGCCAGCUCACGGCCGCCGUGGCGUUCAGCGUGAUCGCCAUGUUCAACGUGAUGAAGUUCUCCAUCGCCAUCCUGCCCUUCUCCGUCAAGGCGGCGGCCGAGGCCAGCGUCUCGCUGAGGAGAAUGAAGAAAAUUCUCAUAGCCACCAGCCCCCCGUCCUACGUCACCCAGCCAGAAGGCCCAGACACUGUCUUGCUUUUAGCAAAUGCCACCCUGACGUGGGCGCAGGAGGCCGGCUGGGAGGGCGACAGCGACAUAAAGAAGGCGGGGAAGCAGAGCUCGGAGGCGUACCGCCUGGGCGCCUCGGCCCCCAGCGCCGCGGGCCGGGAGGGCCGGCGCCACGGCAGCAAGUCGGUGCUGCACAACAUCAGCUUCGCGGUGAGGAAGGGGAAGGUCCUGGGGAUUUGCGGGAACAUUGGAAGCGGCAAGAGCUCCCUCAUCGCAGCUCUGCUGGGCCAGAUGCAGCUGCAGCACGGGGUGGUGGCGGUCAGCGGGACCCUGGCCUACGUGUCCCAGCAGGCGUGGAUCUUCCACGGGAGCGUGCGGGAGAACAUCCUGUUCGGAGCCAAGUACGACCACCAAAGGUACCAGCACGCGGUGCGCGUCUGCGCCCUCCAGGAGGACCUGCGCAGCCUGCCUUACGGGGACCUGACGGAGAUCGGGGAGCGGGGCCUCAACCUCUCGGGCGGGCAGAGGCAGAGGAUCAGCCUGGCCCGCGCCGUCUACUCGGACCGCGAGACCUACCUGCUGGACGACCCGCUGUCGGCCGUGGACGCCCACGUGGGGCGGCACAUCUUCCAGGAGUGCAUCCGGAAGGCGCUGCGGGGCAAGACGGUGGUGCUGGUGACGCACCAGCUGCAGCUCCUGGAGUCCUGUGAUGAGGUCAUUCUGCUGGAGUUCGGGGAGAUCUGUGAGAAGGGGACCCACGAAGAGCUAAUGGAGAAGAGAGGGCGCUAUGCGAAGCUGGUGCACAACCUCCGGGGGCUGCAGUUCAAGGACCCCGAGCACAUCUACAACGCGGCGCUGGUGGAGGCCCUGCCAGAGGGCCCCGCGGACAGAGACGAAGCUCUGGCUCCCGGUGAGAAAGAGGAAGGAAAAGAUUCCGACAGAGACUCGGAAUUCAUAGACAUGCCAGCCCCUCUGCACCAGCUCGGCCAGGACCAGUUGCCCCAGGAAGGAGGCGUGACCUGGAGGACCUACCACACGUACAUUAAGGCGGCCGGAGGCUACCUCCUCUCCCUCCUCAUCGUGACACUCUUCCUGCUCGUGAUCGGCAGCACCGCCUUCAGCAACUGGUGGCUGAGCUUCUGGCUGGACAGGGCCUCCGAGAUGACCUGCGGGCCGCAGAGCGGCGACGGCCCAUGCGAGAUCGGCGAGGUGCUGGCGGACAUGGGGGACGGCGUGUACUUGUGGGCGUACACGGGCAGCAUGGUGUCCGUGCUGGCGUUCGGCGUCAUCAAGGGCUUCGCCUUCACCAAGACCACCCUGAUGGCGUCCUCCCUGCUGCUCGACCGCGUGUUCGACAAGAUCUCCCAGAGCCCCAUGAGCUUCUUCGACAUGACGCCCAGCGGCCGGCUCAUGAACCAGUUCUCCAAGGACAUGGACGAGCUGGACGUGCGGCUGCCCUUCCACACGGAGAGCUUCCUGCAGCAGGUCAUCCUCGUGGCCUUCAUCCUCGUGGUCCUGGCCGCCGUGUUCCCCGCCGUCCUCCUGGUGCUGGCCGGCCUCGCCGUGGCCUUCCUGGUGCUGCUCUGCAUCUUCUACAGAGGUGUCCAGGAGCUCAAGAAGGUGGAGAACGCGAGCCGCUCGCCCUGGUUCUCACACAUCACCUCGUCCAUGCAGGGCCUGGGCGUCAUCCACGCCUACGACCGGCAGGAGCUGUGCAUCACCAAGUUCAAGAUGCUCAACGACGAGAACUCCAGCCACCUCCUGUACUUCAACUGCGCCCUGCGCUGGUUCGCCCUGCGCAUGGACGUCCUCAUGAACAUCGCCACCUUCCUGGUGGCCCUGAUGGUGACGCUGAGCUUCUUCUCGGUCAGCACCUCCUCCAAAGGCCUGUCCCUGUCCUACAUCAUCCAGCUCAGCGGGCUGCUGCAGGUGUGCGUGCGCACGGGGACCGAGACCCAGGCCAAGUUCACCUCCGUGGAGAUGCUCCGGGCCUACAUCUCGGCCUGCACUCCCGAGAGCGCCCAGCCCCUCCCGGCGGCGCCCUGCCCGCAGGACUGGCCCAGCCGCGGGGAGAUCACGUUCCGAGACUACGGGAUGAGAUACAGGGACGGCACGCCCCUCGUCCUCCAGGGGCUGAGCCUGCACAUCCAGAGCGGGCAGACGGUGGGCAUCGUGGGGAGAACAGGCUCCGGUGAGGACCCCCCCCCCCCCACGCUCCCAGGCCCCGCACAGCCUCCGGGGCCGUCACGCGGCAGCACUCGGCGGCGCUCCGGCCGCGGCCGCCAUGCUUCCCCCUCACGUCUGCGCUGA
This is a messenger RNA of Pipistrellus nathusii (Nathusius's pipistrelle), 3585 nucleotides long. Lineage: Eukaryota; Metazoa; Chordata; Mammalia; Chiroptera; Vespertilionidae. The record is from the annotation of a GenBank genome assembly.